This is a messenger RNA of Symbiodinium necroappetens, 3813 nucleotides long. The record is from the annotation of a GenBank genome assembly. Lineage: Eukaryota; Dinophyceae; Suessiales; Symbiodiniaceae.
AUGGCAGAGGAGUGCUCAGUGGCAGUUGGGGUUCGGAUCAGACCCUUCAACGAUCGAGAGCGUGCAUUGAAUGCGCAGCUCUGCGUCGAAGUGGAUGGCCCGACUACAAUCUUGCAGGUUCCGCCAGAGGUAGCAGAAGCCGGGAAGAACAAGGCAGACUGUUCAGCAAGCCAGGAGCCAAAGAAGUUCACGUUCGAUGCUUCCUUCUGGAGUCACGAUGGCUUCGAGGUGGAUGCUAAGGGCUACUGCUACCCAGGGCCCGGAAGCCGGUAUGCUGAUCAGCAGCUUGUUUUCGACACGUUUGGUCGACGCAUUCUGGACAGCGCGUGGGAAGGGUACCACUGCUGCUUGUUUGCCUAUGGCCGCUGCCCCAGACUGCGACGGGGAAGUCAGACGGGAGCUGGCAAGAGCUACUCCAUGGUGGGCUACGGUGCCAACAAGGUCUGCGAUUGGGGUCUGCUUCUCACACUCACCAUGUGGCUCCAUCGCGCAGGGCAUCGUGCCCAUCUCGUGCGAAGAGAUUUUCAAGAGAAUCGGCGCUGGCUCAAUCCUGAGAACUUCAUCUCUGAGCUGAGGAGGGAAAGUCUCGUUGAGAGCAGGCUUCUGAACAACAAGCCUGAGGCCAACACAGAUGCGAAUCUGACCUACGAGGUAAUGGUGCAGGAAUCUCAGUCGAUGGUCGAAAUCUACAAUGAGCAAGUGCAGGAGUUGGGCAUCUUCAUCGCGGGCAUCUCCAGAAGAGCCGUGGACUCGUACUCCUCUAUCGAGGCUGUGGUGGAGGAGGGCACGGAGAACCGGAUGAAUGCCACAUCCAGCAGGGUACGAGCCUCAUACAGCAUCCAGGGCUUUGAUGGGCAGCUUUUCGAAGAGGCUCACACGGUGCUCACCAUUGAAUUCAAGCAAGUUUCACAGGCUGCCGGCCAGCAAGGCCAGAAGCUGUCCUUGAUCAAUCUGGUGGACUUGGCUGGCAGCGAAAAGGCCGGGCAGACGGGCGCCAGCGGAGAUCGCCUAAAGGAAGGCUGCGCCAUCAACAAAUCACUGUCGGCCCUCGGCAAUGUGAUCGAGAAGUUGGCGGACAAGGACCGCGAGUGCGAGAGCUUCGGAGCUGCCAUGGGCAAGGCGAAGGCCAAUGUGCCUUGGCUUCCGUUUGCUGGAUUUCUGAUUAACGAGAGCUGCAAGUCUCGAUCGCACCCCGAUGUUCCGAGGUCCAACUACGAAGAGACGCUGUCCACUUUGCGCUAUGCCGACCGCUGUGCCAAGCGCAUCAAGAACACAGCGAGCAUCAACGAGAACCCUCAGGACAAGCUCAUCCGACAGUUGCGAGAGGAGAACGAGAAGCUGCGGAAUAUGGUUGGCAGCGGGCAGUCUCCAAAGGAAGGCGAGAGCGAGGAUAUGUUCCACAAGCAGGCCGAGAUCGCGGCACUAGAGCAGGCAUUGAUGGAGAUGCAAAAGAGCUUCGCGGAGCGACUGUCGGAAGCACAAAAGGCUGGUGCCAAGAAAGAGAAAUCUUCCGACACGAAGCUUCCGCACAUCGCCAACCUCAACGAGGACCUCCUCCUCACGGCGAAGCUGAAGUUUGCCUUCAAGGAGGGCAUCACUCGCGUUGGCCGCGGAAGCCAGGAGGAUGGCGACGCCAAUCAGCCAGAAGUUGCACUGCAAGUACCUGGCAUCCACCAGGAGCACGCCCUCGUCGAGAACAAGGCCGGCGCGGUGACGCUGACAGCGACGGACCCCGAGGCUGCCGGCACCAGCUUUGUGAACGGCACGGCGCUGCAGCCCGGCGUACCAGUUUCCCUCUCGCACGGCGAUCGCGUGGCCUUUGGACAGUGCAUCUUUGUCUUCGUAGAGCCGAGCAAGGGCAAGGUCACGGAGCUCAUCAACUCCGGGCAAGUGAGCUAUGCCGCUGCACGCAAGGAGCUGCAGCAGGGCGAGGUCACAGGGCCAACAGAGGAGGAGCUGAAGGCCUCUCGACAGCUCGCGGAGGAGCUGGAGCGCAAGGCCCGAGAGGCAGAAGAGGCCAAGGAGAAGGCCAAGGCAGAGGCGGACGCUUUGAUGAAGCAGCGGGAAGCUGAGCCCGGGCCCGAGCAAAAGAGGGCAGCGACAGGGACAGCAGGGUUCCGAGCGCAGAUGGAGACGAAGCAGAAGCAGUGGGAGGAGGAGAUGCAGCAACGGCAGGCUGCAGAGGCCAGCGAACAGGCCCAAGCAGCGGAGCAGGAACUUGCGAAGCUGCAGAAUGAGUUUGAGGAGCGGCAGAAGAAAGCAGAGGAGGCUGCUCAGCACAAGAUUGAGGAGCUCGAAAAGAAGGCCAAAAAGGCAGCAGCUGAGGAAGAAGGCCACCGCCAGCACGAGUUGGCCAUGCAGCGACUGGAGGAGCAGCUGAUGAUGGUGAUGCCUUUGGUGAAGGAGGCCACACCGCCUCGAGACGAAGAUGCACUGCGAGCUCACGGCGGAAGGAAAGAGUGGGUGGCGGGCCGAAGAACAGUUUUCAUCUUGCGGGAGCUGCUCCAGCGCGCCGAGGAUGAGGGCGUCGAGGCGGUACAGGAUUUGCCCAACGAGGAAGACCCUCUCUGGGACCCGAUCGAGGCGCUUCUGCGUGGGCUGGGAGGUGGAGACUUCGAGCUUGGCGAGGUGGAGCGUCUGAUUGGGGUGGCCCAAGUCCUGCUCGAAGGGGUCCUUCUUCAAGUGGAGAACAAGGUUGAUGCGAGGAUCCUCAGCAGUGAGGGACAAGCUGCUGCAGCCUCGGACCCAUCUCACCACAGGGUGAAUGUGAGUUUCGUGGCGGCUGAGGUUGGCACCCUGAAAGUGGAGAUUAUCCCAAUCGCCAAGGAUGGUUCCCUGGGCAUCCCGGACGAAGAGGUGGUUGAAGAUCCGGAGGAGCUACUGGGCGCCUGCAUGAAGUUCCUUGUGGCCGUUCCGGGCGCCACUGGGCUUCCAGAGGCUCUGGCACAUGACGUGCGAGCGGAGUAUACCUACUUCAUCGAUGAGAAGACGCUGGGCCCCAUCAGCUGCCAACGGUGCUCUUCUCUCGGUGAGGGAGGGUUCGGGCAGAACUGCAAUCCGGAGUUCAACUACAGCCACACCUUCACCCAGGAUCCAGUCACGUCGCGAUUCCUUGAGUACCUGCAGUCGAAGCUUGUUUUCCGAGUGCCCGCCACCCAGUUCGGCCGGGACUCGGCUGCGGCGUCUGCUGCGGAGGAGUUGGCUCGCUGGGCUCCCAGCAACGCCGAUUGGGCGUACGAGCCGAGACCAUUCAAACGCGCCAAAGAGAAGCCGCCAGUGCCUCCUGCACCGGCCGGGAUGCUCAGUUUCUUUGCAAGGGAGCACGAGGAAGUUGAUCCCUUUGGGUCUAGACUUCAGCUGCCAGAAUCGGCCUUCCAGCAAGAUCGUCACAACGCCCGCGAGAUUGGCACUACUUCGACAGGUGAGCGCCGCCACAGAUGCGGCGCCACAGCCGCAGGCACGGUGUCCGUACUGUCCUUGGCAGAGCCUGACGGCUGUCUGCGCAAAGAAGAGAGCGCCAGGAAGCCCUUGCUCCGGCUGCGCCGGCGUGCCCAGACUGGGGCAAAGCAGCUUCCAUCAGAUUGUCAGAUUGCACACUGGCAAGCUGCUCCGAAGGCCCCAGCGCUUCCGGGCGAAGUCUCUGCCGGCGACGGUCUGGGGGUUCGUGGUGCGGCCACGGACGAUGUGGACCAAUCUCCGAAAGCUCCGGACAUCCAGCCUUGCACUCAGGCAAACGUUCGCCUCGCGGCCGAGGAGGCAGUGUCGCCUCCGCCACCGGAGCCGGCCCACGUGCCCAGCGGAAGCCCCAGCUGA